Molecule: messenger RNA, 1110 nt
Organism: Benincasa hispida (wax gourd)
Lineage: Eukaryota; Viridiplantae; Streptophyta; Magnoliopsida; Cucurbitales; Cucurbitaceae
Source: RefSeq, a predicted model, not a curated record
AUGCUAGAAGGGUUAGGUGAGCUAACUAAUCUUCAAACAAUAAAUCAGUUUGUGUUAGAAAAGAAUAAGGGCUGUGAAUUAAAGGAGUUGGGUGGACUUAUCAAGUUGAAAGGAAUAUUAAGUAUUCAAGGAUUGAAAUUUUGUACAAGUAUUGAUGGAGAAACGAAGGGUAAAUUCUUGCAACUAACGUCAGGUCUUCAAGAGUUGAAAUUAGAUUGGUGGAAACAAGGUGCACAUAAUGAACUUACAAGUUUUGAGUUGGACGAUGUGAUCUACGAAAGUGUUUUAGAUUGCUUACAACCACAUUCAAAUCUUCAAAAGAUAUCUAUUCAUAACUACGGUGGAUUGAAAUUGCAACAUCUCCCCCGAUUCGAUCAGUUUCCUAGUCUCAAGCAUCUUGAGCUUGAUUACUUACCCAACGUCGAGUACAUUAUUGAUGUCAACAAUGAUGAUUAUGUUUCUUCAUCAACAUUUUUUCCAUCCCUCGAGGAAUUACGGAUUUCGAAGAUGCCUAAGUUGGUGAGAUGGUGCAAGGGUACAACUCCUAUAAUAUUUCCUUACCCUUUUGAAUUAACUAUUAAUGAUUCUUCUCCUCUGCAUGUGUUGAAGUCUUUCCAUGCACCUAAUUUGAAGGCAUUGCGAAUUGGUCUGUCAGAUGAUGAGUUGGAUGUUGUACCAUGGAAAGAUUAUGAAAACCUCACCUCUCUACAUCUCGUCUUUGUGAGUAAUUUGGAGUACUUGCCCGAGUGUUGGCAACAUUAUAUGAAACCUCUUCAACAUCUUUCUUUAGAUUCUUGUGAAAAUUUGAAGAGCCUACCAGAAUGGAUUGGUAACCUCACCUCACUCACAGAAUUAUAUAUUCGUAAUUGUGAAAAGCUAACUUCGCUACCACAUGGAAUUGGCAACCUCAACUCACUCACACGAUUGGGGAUUGAUUCUUGUCGAAAUCUAGCUUCGCUACCAGAAGGGAUUCGACACAUCCCUAAUUUAAAAUGCUUAGACAUUGUCGAAUGUCCCAUAUUGGAAAAAAGCUGCAAGGAAGACACCGGAGAAGAUUGGCCUAAGAUUGCCCAUAUCCCCGACCUACGAAUUUACUACACUCAUUAUUGA